AUGCUGCGCAAUGUGCUCAUCAUGGCGUCCAGCGGCAUCGUGCUCUUCUCCAAGGAGUACGCGAACGCCGUCGCCCAGCCGCGAUUGGUGGGCUCCCUGAUCACUGCGAUGCUCGAGUUCUCCAACAAGGCGAGCGGGGCGCCCGUGUCGUACAUCCAGAUGUCUUCUGUGGCCGUGACGGUGGUGACCAACGUCAAGCACAAGGUUUUCUGCGCCAUGUUUCACGACACGACGGACGGCGCGAGCUUCUCGGCGUUCGUAGCGCAGGAGCUGCUGGCGGCUUUCAUCGCGCAGCACGGGGACGAGCUGGGCAAUAUGGGCCACAACUUGCGGGACUUCCACCGCUUCCAGUACAGAAUCCUCAGCGUUAUUCGCGAGUCGGUCAAGCCGAUUGUCAGGAAAUUGCAAAAGCAGCGCGGGAUUCUGAAGGCGAUGCUGGUGGUGGACGGCGCUGUAACAUGUGCAACAGGAGACGUAGACCCGAUCGGAGUGCUGGCGAAUUUGCAGGCGCUGGUGAACAGCUCGAUCGAUAUGAUGUCUUUCUCGGGCGACGGGGUAAGCUCCAUGACGAUCCAAAGCGGACGCAACUCUUGCAUACAAGUGAACGUCGUAGAAGGCAAUGAUGCAUUAGUGGUAGUCUACAAGAAGGGCGCGCAGGCCUCCAAGAACACGGCGGCAAUAGAGGAGUGCGUUCGAGCACUACGCCACGGUACGUACGAGUCAGUGUGCGUCUUGGCGCGGACAUUGCAGCAGAACUCGCGAUGA
This is a messenger RNA of Phytophthora sojae, 765 nucleotides long. RefSeq lists its product as hypothetical. The transcript is spliced from 6 exons. NCBI's taxonomy places the organism in Eukaryota, Oomycota, Peronosporomycetes, Peronosporales, Peronosporaceae. Bases 1 to 765 code for a protein of 254 amino acids. The record is from RefSeq and is a predicted model, not a curated record.